CGUCCCGCCCUCACGGGGCCCCGGGGAACUGGGCCACUCGUCGCUUGGGCGAGAGCAGGCGGCAGCUGGUGGCCCGGCUCGGGCUCGGCACUCGGGCGACCCGGGAGCGACUCCCCCAAGCGCCGCGCGCGUCCCAACGGAGCGGGGCGGUGGGAGGCCCGCGUCGCGGCUCCCACCGCUCUGGAGCUCCGGGCACGGGACGCAGCAUCCCGGCUGGCUGAGGCGGGGAUCCUCGCCCAGAACUUCUUGCCGGGCAAUGUCCACUCAAGUUCUGGGAUUUUUACGCAGCUGGGCUCCCCUCCCCCUGGCAGCAGCCCCGAGGGGUGAGGAGCUAGUCCGUCGGAGGGAGCCGCGGGGCCCUGACUCAUCCGUCGCGCCGGAACCCCAAGCCCCAGGAAGGAAAGGCGCGGAGCAGGCACCCUUCGCCUCGGGGGUUGGAGGGCCUAUUCACACGACGGGGGCGCCCUCGGAGGCACCAGACCUCAGCUCUCUGACCUCCCGGGAACCUAGGUCACCGCCCCACGAGCUUCGGGCGAUGUGGGAUCGCGUGCCUCCCCGCCCCUGGCCCCGGGAUUUAGCCGGGCGCUCCCCACCUCUGGGAGCCUCGGCCCGGGACUCCGCCAGCGCCGUCUUCUCCUCUCCCUUAGAUCCAGCUGCCGCGGGGAAUGACGCCGGUGCUCCCACAGCCCUGGCUCCGGGCGGGGAGGGCGAGCCCCACAGCCGGCCCUGCGACGCCCGCCUGGGCAGCACCGAUAAGGAGCUGAAGGCAGGAGCCACCGCCACGGGCAGCACCCCGACAGCGCCGGGGACCCCCUGGCAGCAGGAGCCGCGGGUUAUGGAUCCAGCGGGCGGCCCCCGGGUCCUGCUCCCGCGGCCGUGCCGCGUGCUGGUGCUGCUGAACCCGCGCGGGGGCAAGGGCAAGGCCCUGCAGCUCUUCCGGAGUCACGUGCAGCCCCUUCUGGCUGAGGCUGAAGUCUCCUUCACGCUGAUGCUCACUGAGCGGCGGAACCAUGCGCGGGAGCUGGUGCGGUCGGAGGAGCUGGGCCGCUGGGACGCUCUGGUGGUCAUGUCUGGAGACGGGCUGAUGCACGAGGUGGUGAACGGGCUCAUGGAGCGGCCUGACUGGGAGGCCGCCAUUCGGAAGCCCCUGUGCAGCCUCCCAGCAGGCUCUGGCAACGCGCUGGCAGCUUCCUUGAACCAUUAUGCUGGCUAUGAGCAGGUUACUAAUGAAGACCUCCUGACCAACUGCACGCUGCUGCUGUGCAGCCGGCUACUGUCGCCCAUGAACCUGCUGUCACUGCACACGGCUUCAGGGCUGCGCCUCUUCUCUGUGCUCAGCCUGGCCUGGGGCUUCAUUGCUGAUGUGGACCUAGAAAGUGAAAAGUAUCGGCGCUUGGGGGAGAUGCGUUUCACUCUGGGCACCUUCCUGCGCCUGGCAGCCCUGCGCACCUACCACGGCCGACUGUCCUACCUCCCUGUAGGAAGAACCGAUGCCAAGACACCCGCCUCCCCCAUUGUAGUCCAGCAGGGCCCGGUAGAUGCACAUCUUGUGCCACUGGAGGAGCCAGUGCCCUCUCACUGGACAGUGGUGCCCGACCAGGACUUUGUGCUGGUGCUGGCACUGCUGCACUCGCACCUGGGCAGCGAGAUGUUUGCGGCACCCAUGGGCCGCUGUGCCGCCGGUGUCAUGCAUCUGUUCUACGUGCGGGCAGGUGUGUCUCGGGCUAUGCUGCUGCGCCUCUUCCUGGCCAUGGAGAAGGGCAGACAUAUGGAGUAUGAAUGCCCCUACUUGGUAUACGUGCCUGUGGUCGCCUUCCGCCUGGAGCCCAAGGAUGGGAGGGGUGUGUUUGCAGUGGAUGGUGAAUUGAUGGUCAGCGAGGCUGUGCAGGGCCAGGUGCACCCGAACUACUUCUGGAUGGUCAGCGGUUGUGUGGAGCCCCCGCCCAGCCAGAAGCCCCAGUAGACACCACCUCCAGAAGAGCCCUUAUGACCCCUGGGCCGAGCUGUGCCUUAGUGUCUACUUGUAGGACCCUUCCUCCUUCCCCAGGGCUGUAGGGCAUGGCCACAGCUCCUGUGGGGUGAAAGGACUCCUCCGGAGAAGUGGGAGAAGGUGCAGGCUGUGCUUUGGGAGGACAGGCCAGAACAAGGUCCUGGGUCAGAAGCCCAGCUGGCUGGGCCCAGCUGCCUGUGUAAGGCCCUCCAAUUUGUUCUAAGACCCUCACCCCAUGAAUCAAAUCCAAAUAAAGUGAUGUUCCCAGCC
Messenger RNA from Sapajus apella (tufted capuchin), 2260 nucleotides. It is a transcript of the gene SPHK1, whose product is annotated as sphingosine kinase 1. The record is from RefSeq and is a predicted model, not a curated record. Gene Ontology annotation, cellular component: cytoplasm; membrane; intracellular membrane-bounded organelle. Gene Ontology annotation, biological process: sphingosine biosynthetic process; negative regulation of apoptotic process; cellular response to growth factor stimulus. The transcript is spliced from 5 exons. Lineage: Eukaryota; Metazoa; Chordata; Mammalia; Primates; Cebidae. Bases 257 to 1963 code for a protein of 568 amino acids.